This is a messenger RNA of Microdochium trichocladiopsis, 469 nucleotides long. RefSeq lists its product as uncharacterized. NCBI's taxonomy places the organism in Eukaryota, Fungi, Ascomycota, Sordariomycetes, Xylariales, Microdochiaceae. The transcript is spliced from 2 exons. Bases 167 to 415 code for a protein of 82 amino acids. The record is from RefSeq and is a predicted model, not a curated record.
UGCCAUCAAACCCGGCCCACAAGCACGACGAGAGGACUGGCUGGAUAAGGCAGGAGGAGGAGGGAGGCGCACACCGCAAGUCAUGAAAUCACACUUCUUUCUGCCCAUAACGUUAGAAGGGACCAGUGCUUGUUCAUCGCAAGGCAAGAGUGGAUUUUGAGGGGGGAUGACAGCUUCAAUGGCUCCGAGGUUGUGGAACUUUCUUCUUCUACUUCUUCUUCGCCGUCUUCUUGUUCUUGCCUGCCCCGUCACCUUUGACCCCCACGCAGUUAUUGUCAGCAAACGCGGCAGUCAAGUCAGGCCCCCUCCAAGGACUUACGGAGUACUUUCGGGGCUGAAGCCGGCCCGGUCCCUCGUCAUUCGAUCUCUUGACGGACGGGUCUCCACGGAGGGCGGGCGGGCAUCCUCGGGAUAGACUCUGGCUGCUGCACAGCAAGGAGGAACAUUAAACAUCUGGGCCCCCAAACCC